Messenger RNA from Fusarium venenatum, 186 nucleotides. NCBI's taxonomy places the organism in Eukaryota, Fungi, Ascomycota, Sordariomycetes, Hypocreales, Nectriaceae. The record is from RefSeq and is a predicted model, not a curated record.
AUGGCUCCUUACUGUGAGCAAGUUUGGCUUGUUACUUGCAACUUAUUGGGAUUUCCAGACUUUGAGUUAGAGGCAGGGUGGCGCUCUGCCUUUGGGAACUCUUACGAAAUCGCACUUCAUCUGUAUUGUAAUUGCAGUCCAGCAUGGACCUGCAGGCUCUGCUGUGCAUCAAUCAUCUGCAUCUGA